UAAACUGCUUUGGGAAGUCAGUCUGCGCCGUGUGGUCACUGCUGUGGUUACUUUAAUUUAGAGGCUGUUUUCUAUGAGGAUUUUACAGCAUUUUCACGUUCAGUCUUCGCGUCGCUUUACGGACCGUUUUUUUAUUUUUUCACAGUCGGUAACGGUCGGUAUCAUCAGUUGGUUGGUGUUGACAUCGUGACAGUUACACCAACGGCUCAAUGAUACAGUAGCUCCGGGCUGUUAUAACCUUAAAUUGGAAGUACUUCAUGGAAACAAGAGGAAUUCCCAACAUUUUACUCGUCUUUUUUCCAGUUAUCUCGUCUUAAUUGUCAACAUAAGUACAUUUAGAGACUUGAUAGCUUCUCAUUGAACUUGUGCAGCCCAGUGACUAUGGGCUAACUACCACUACUUCAAUGAAUCCUACUGUUUGAAGACUGUUUUAAACGGAAAGUGAAAGACUGAGCUACCUCUGCUUCACUUUACAACAUGUUAUGAAGACAACAAACAAGUUGACUGUUUGCUGACCCAUGGCUGAGGCUGUAAACAUGCUUUUAACUGCAUAAUUCAGUUGUGUGUGAUUCAACGUUCCUCCAUGCCUCUGUUGGCAUCUAAUGGAAGAAAAAGCACCCAUCAAGUCUGCCAUGGUAUCCAGACUGCCUAAGUUCGGUGGACGCUCCUCGACUGGUGGCGCUAGCCCCUUGUCCAAUGGUUCCACACAGCCAACCACCCCCACCCAGGAUGGUAAAACUACUCCCCCAGCAACACGCCCAAAUGGCUUAAUCCGUGCCUCUCCUUUUUCACUGAAAUGGAAAAAAGAUGAAGGGACGACCCCCCCAAGCCCCACCACUCCCACCAGCCCUGGGGAUGGAGUUGAAGACAAGGCUCAGACACAGCUUCCCUCUCUGGCAAAGGAGGUAAAGAAUGGCUCUCCAGCGACGCCCAAGAUGCGGAGGUCAGGUGCUUUGAUGGUGGCAGUGUCCAGUCCCAAGGCAAUCCCCAAGCAAUCUGUGAAGAUGAGUCCCAAAGUGGGAACUAAGCUAACCCAAAGCCCACUGAACGGAGGUCCAAAAAUAGGCCAUAAUGGCUCCAGCAUUCCUGCUCGAACAGGGUCAGAGUCUCGCCUUGUGCGGCCACGGUUAGGCUCCAGCUCGCCCAGAAGCAGCUCUCAAGACAGCCUGUCCCAGUCCAGUGACAGCCUGAAGACCUUGGCUUUGGAUAACAUGGUGCGUUCGAACAGCUUCACUCACUUCAAGCAGAUUCCCUCGCCCACCAGCCAGCCCAUGAUACGAUCCUUCUCCUUUAACCGGGCUGUGGAGCUAGCCAAGCCUCUGGCAAACACUCAGCUCCGGCCUCCUCGGAGUAGUUUCCUCAAACCACCUCAGUUGAGCAAUGGAAGAGUGGGUUUAGGACUCGGAGGCCUUAAUGGCAGCCUUGGAGGUUCAGGAGGUCUCAGUGGAGGACUUCAGUACAGUAAAACUCCUUCAGCUGCAUCCUCUCUGCCCGCCCUCUCAGUCCCUCCAGCACCCUCUACUCCCAGCUCUCUGAGGAAGCCUCUGCUCCCUAGCUGUGUACUGACCAAAUCAUUGGGAAGCAGUGGGGGGACUUUGGGAUACAGACUGGCUCGAUCCGGACAGACCAAGCAGCAGAAGCCUCUUUUUCCAGGUAGGGUCAAGGGGGAUAUCAGACCUUCAACUGCCCCUGAAUGUGCAGGGCUGUUAGGGAUAGCAACAGACAGUGAGCAGACUGCUGAGGUUGACAAAGUAGACUCACACAGUGACAGUGAUGGAAGUUCUGGAGGAGGGAAGGGAGGAGGAGAAAGUGGUGUGCUUAGGAAAAGCUCUGGUCAGACAGCAGGAGAGACUCUAGAGGACAUGUCCCUAUCUUCUGUCUCAUCUCUAGACAGAGGCGACACCAGUGAAGAGUUUCUAGAUGACUUUGACUGUGUGGGAGAUGUGUUCAGUGAUGUGGACCUGCCUGACAAUAGAAAAACUGGCAGUGCUACUCAAACCCGCCUACACAGCUUUCUCAACGAGACCCUCGACUGGGACACUAUGGAUCUGGCAGGGCAUACAGAAGAAAGCCCUAUGCAGGACUCCCAGGGACCACUGGUGGUGUCUUCAGAGCAAGGCGAUGCCCUUCAGGCGUCGUCUGUGGAGAUGUCACCCUCCAACAGCUCUGGUGGAACCUACAUGUGGGAUGAGGAUGGGCUUGAGCCCCUUGGGGGGCCGGGGACACAUCCUUGUGACAGCUAUGAUGAUUCAGAGCUCAACAGCACGGAUAUCCUGAACAACCUGGACCCUCCUGGAACUGGAGAGUUGGACGAUGACGACCUCAUGCUGGAUGUGGACCUCCCAGAGGAUGGCUUACAUGACGCUGACAGAAUGUCCCACUUUGAGCGCUCAGAGAGGGCCGGUCGGCAGGGGCAGCGACGAAGACACCAUCGCUGGAGCGGGCCCGAUCACUUCUACAAUGACAGCAGGGCCCAUGUCGUCCAGCACUAUGAUGGUCUCAAGGCGUCAAGGUUCUCUUCGCGGCCCAUCUCUUCUGAAGGCAGGCAGCAUGGCUACAUGGCGAUGCUGGAUGAACUCACACUCGAACACAUGACUCAGGACUGCGGCUCCCUCAAGAAACAGCUGCUCAGGCUCAAAACAUUACUACAGCUUGAGGAUACAGACUCUCCAGCAGAUGUUCCUGAAGAGAUUGAAGAUAAUACCACUGCAUCACAGUUGGAGGAGCUGAUUAAGGAAGUGCAGGUGCUCAGAGAGGAGCUGAGGAGUCGAGACAAGACCAUAGCUCAGCUCACAUUGCAGUGUCAACAGCUGCAACAACAUCAGCGCGAACAAAUGCCUGCUCAAGGGCGUGCGGUCAGGUGUCAGUGCCACCACCAGAGGGCUCCCUCCUCACUACGACAGAGUGACAGACAGAUGGACAAACGGAUGCAGCAUAACUAUGACAAGGCCACCCAGACGUACUGGAGACCACCGAGCCACGCUCCUCAAAUACUACAGCCUUUCAACCCCUGCCUCAAAGAGCACCUCCACCAGGGAAGACUAGCAAAAACUCCCCCCACCGAGGGCCACAGUGACCUCACAAGUCGGAGUAGGAGUAGAUCAGAGGAAGGAACUUAUACAGACACUGAUCGUGCUCUUGAAGACCUUAUGGCAGAUGUCUCCGGGCCAGCAAACCCCGACAAGCUGAGUCAUCUCCUCAGCACCCACCUGCGCUGCCCGGGCUCCAGGGCUCCACAGGGGGUAACUGCCAGAGACAGUCCAACAUCAGCAGCUCAGUCUGCAUCACAGCAUGACCGGAGAACUCCUGCUGUGACACCGCAGAGCUCUGUCACUCCCAAAUGUGCUGGUUCGACUAGCCCUCGCAUGCUGCAGCCUCCUCGCCUUCACAAGCGCGUGUCUCUCCCUGCACUCAAGCCAGGGGGCACUGGUGGCUUUGCCUCUCUGAAGCUGGGCUGUUCCUUAGGGCCUCUGCCUAACCGGGCCAAGCAGCUGCCCCCUCCAUCUAGAGGCCUUCCCUGCUUUAAUGCUGGACCCCAGGUUCAGUCUCCAAGUCUGUGUCGCACUUCACUGCUUCAGCCUCGCAGAGCAUCAGAGCCUUGCAGGGAUCCACGGUGCUCCGACUCCAGCCUGGAGGAGCCCGACCAGGGGACGCUCAAAGACCCUGGGUCAGCCAAGAUCCUGAUCCCUUUGAGUCGUUCAUGCCUCCCCAAGCCAAAGAUUCCCUGAGGAGCUUAAACCCACCCAUCAGAACUUAAAACUGGAAUCACUCUGACACUGCUAUUCAUCCCCGUCUCUCCCCAGCCAUAAUAACAGUGUGAUUGUUUUACCUUGUGAGUGUCAAAGAAACAUACACUGAGCUCAGCAACCAUUAUGGACCAUUCAGGGACUGCCUGUGUCGUUGACAUUGGUAUUGUGACUGCUGUAUUGUUUCUAAAUUAGUAUCUAACAACUCCAGCCUGACUGACUGAUCGAUACGUAGUAUGUAGCAGGAUCUUAUCUACACAACAAUCCAUAUUGGUAUAUAACAGUUUACAGGUUGAUGGGAAUUUAUGGAAGAAGAAAUGUCCAGUUUACAGGCCGUGCACGUGCACACGAAUGCUGCUGAUGGGGAAAAAAACCGAGUGUUGACAUUCAGAGAAGUUAGCUUUAGUUUUGUUUUGUAAUACCCGCUGGCUGUUCACAAAAUUUAAAGUCCAAGUUCACUUGUCCUCACACAGCUGUGCCCUCUGACACCCAGGUGCAUUUGGUUUUAAACAUGGAGGUGGCAUAAAUGUGACCUUUGCAGUGUAAUAGAAGGCCACAGGGAAGAUGGAGACAAAAACAAGAAAUGGGAAAGAAAGAAAAAAAAAAGAAUAAAAUAACAGCAAAAGUGGAAUAGGGGGCUAGAAUGAAAAACAAAUGCAUCAAAGUGCUCCUGAGAUGUCACUCCCAGAAUGAAAACACACGUCUGUGUAAAUGUGUGUAUGAAGUGAGAGGCCGGAGACAUAGAGGUGAGGUGCGUACAUGUUUCUGUGUCAGUUUGCUCUGCUUGCAUCAUGAAACUGCACGUAUUAGCAAGAAGGGUCUCCGACCUUCUGUGUAAAUGCAACUCAGAUGGGAAUAUAGGCUUAUAAAAAGUAACACCAUGCUGGUGGUGGAGAUGUGAUUAGGAGAAACAGUGUGUAAGUGAGGAAUUCACUUUCAUAAUGUAGUGGAAAAGAGCAGUGUAAUAAAGCACUCACACACUUAAGUGUGCUCAGGUACAAUGUAGGCUCACUCAUACGUUUCCAUGUGUCUGUUAUUUCAGGCCUAUUUUGUCCAUUUGUAGAUAGACGACAGUGAAGAGUACCAGGAAGUAUGAUGCAUUAUGAGAGAGGAGACGGCAUGUAACAAAGUAAAUUUAAAAGUCCAGUGUGAAGGAUUUAGGAGGAUAUAUUGGCAGAAAUGGAAUAUAAUAUAAUAUAAUAAUUAUGUUUUCUUUAGUGUAUAAUCACCUGAAAAUAACAUUUUUUGUGUUUUUGUUACCUAGAAUGAGCCAUUUAUAUCUUCAUAGGUCCUCGUCCGCCAUUUUUCUUCAGUAGCCUAGAAUGGACAAACCAAACAGUAGCUCUGGAUAGGACUAUUUGCAUUUUUGCAUCAGCCACCGUCGCUAGCAGCCCCCCAUGAUGAACAGUGUUGAAAAAACACUGUUUGAAACCAUGUCACUUUAUCAAGUGUUUUAAAUGGUGUAAUUCACUGCCUCGGUUUGUUUUGGAAAAGAAGAGACCCCUGCGUAAAAUUUGUCUCCUUUUAAAAACCUGAACAUCUGGAUUUUAAGUUAUUAGAAAAAAUAGUGAGCACACAUUAGCGAGCCCGGUCUCACUUCGAAGUUGUCGAAAUCUGGCACUUGGGCAGUAACUUGAGUCAGAAACCACCAAAAAAGGCGUCCUUUAACGUCGGCAUGAUAUACGACCGGUUGCCGUUAUAGUUUAACAGCACCUGGCAGCGUCAUGGGUAAACGCAGCGGGACAAGGACGGCAAAAGUCCCGACUUGGGCGGGCGGGAGGGAUGCUGGAUGGGUCCAACAAACACAGACUUUCACCUGAGAGAGCAGUGUUAGUGUCCUGUGAGAUUCUAAAGCCAAACCCUGUUCUUUUUUUCCUAAACCUAACCAUGUGUGUUUGUGUUAAAGGAAAAAUAACGUCAAUUCGCAGUUUUGUACCCACGUAGUGUGUUUAUUUUGAAAGAAGACAAUGCAUGUAACAGGCAAAACUUGGCACGGCGUCCCAGAGCGUCAGCAACCAACCAGGGUACCUUGCACGUUGUAUGUGGACGCGGAAAGUCCAUGACCAAACGUCAAUAUGUGACGAGGUUGGAGUGAGAAUGUGGUGCAUUAGCAGGUGCUGGGCUAACGGCUAGUCUGCUUUAUUCAGUGUUUUUAUCGGUUUAAAUCACCAGAUCUGUUUGUUUUGGAGAGGAGGAGACCUCUGCAGAUAAUUUGGCUCCUGGUAAAAACCUCCUGAACAAUGAAUUGAAGGAACUCUAACUGAGAAAGAUUUCAGCUGGUUGCAAUCUGCAGCCCUCACCUCUAGAUGCCUCUAAAUCUCCCUAAAUCUUUCACACUGUUCCUUUAAUAUCCCACAGUCAUGUAAUCCUUAUUUAUUAGUCAGCCAGUUGUUUUUAGUGCAAAAAUAUGUGUUGCCAAAAUUGUUGAGAUGUUCUUAAAAGGAUAAAAAAGUCUCAUUGAAAAUCAUUAUUAUUUGAUGUCAGAAAAUUUAAGUCAGAUUGCGAGAAAUGGCAUUUAAGAAAAGAGAAUUUGGGAGUCAAUUAAAUAACUCGUUAAGAGGGACAUUUUUGCAAUGCACACUGACUUCUUUGAACUGCCUCCCUCAAUGACCCACACGUGGAAACAUCAGCUAACAGGGACUCAUUAGACGUGUGAAGCUGCUGCCUGGUGUGUGUGUAUAUAUAUGUGUGUGUGUGUGCAUGUUUGAGUGUCUGAGCUGUUGUCGUUUCCCCCCUCAUCUCCUCCUCUUGCUCUCCUGCACAGCUCUUUGGGAACAUCAAAGGUAUUAGCGCGGUAUUUUCAGGUAGGGAGCCUUCGGGGCUUUAGUGGUGUUUCUGAGGGAGUUAUGGAGAAUUGUGUUUAUCUCUCCUUUGCGGAGCCCUUUUGCAGUCAAACGCUCCCGAAAUGUCCCCAAACGGAGAGCAGCAGUGUGUUAAAAAGGCCUUCUGACAGCAACUCUGCUCUCUUCUCUGUCACGCCGCGUGACCACUUGGUGUACGCCUCUGGCACUGUCCGGUCUACUGCGUCCAAUAAUGCACCCUACAUAGACAGAGUGAGACAGAGAGAGAGAGAGAGACGCACACACACACACAGACACACCGCACGCAUACACAUCUGGACACACAAGUUACAUAGAUGCACAUGCACAGGAACUCUGACAGAACUCGAAGAGACACGAAACUCAGAGGGAACACACACACAUGAGAUCAGGCUUCUGAGUAGCCAAACAACUGCACCUACACACACACACACACACACACACACACUUUGAAUUCUGUAGCAAAGUGCUUAAAAGUACAUUUGUGUUGUUUUGGUAGCUUUCACAAAAUGAGCUCUCCAAGUUCACAUUGAUCCAUCUGUCCGCUGUAGCCCCCACUCGCUGGAAAAAAAAUGUCCGCCCUCAGAUUACCUUGGAAAUGGGUGGAAAUGUGGAUCCAUGUGGCUGAUAAAAGGUGUUUACCUGUUGGACAGUUCAACAUUGUGCCAAACCAGCCAAGCAGUCAACACCGCUGUGUGAGGCCAAGAAAAACCCAUUUCUUUUAAUGAAAACAGAGACGGAAAGAUACAGAGGAUGAGAGAGAUGCACAGGCAGAGACAAGAAGACGGGAGCCAGAGCUGGAGGAGAGGGAGCAAAGAAUAAUAGAUGUAGAGAUGAAGUAGUGACGGCACUAUGAUCGGGAUAAGCUGUUUCGGGCAGACUUUUCCGCUCGUGAAUGUUUGUCUAUAUAACGUUGUGAAGGUGUGUGUAAGAGAGGAGAAGGACACAGAAUACAUAGCAAGGUUGUUUGUGUGCACUGUGGUCCAGAGAGUAGCCCAAUCCCCUCAGCUGUGUCGUUCACUGCUUAGUAAUGCCAAACAGGAAAUCAAUGUUGCCCGCUGUAUGUGUUUGUGUGUGUAUAUGUGCGUCUCCAGACACCUCUGGCUGCCAGUGUUUCUCUCUUGGAAGUGUGUGUGUGUGAGAGAGACAGAGAGAGUGAGAGGGAGAUGUAUCUGCCCACAGGCCAAAGGCAAGCCCAUGCCAAGGAAAGCGGGGCAGUGACAUCCUUCUCUCCCUGUGCUCUAUUCCCUAUCUCCAAAUCAAUGUCCCUGCACAGUUUAGCAGUCAAGCCAAUCAGUCUUGCUAGCUAUGCUAUAACAAAACCACAACUGGGCUCUCUGUAGCAGCUCGGAUCAAUUCUAAUGCAGGAUCUUGAUUCACUUUGUUUUUGCGAUAAGACUCACAAAUUAUUAAGCCGCACUGUGCAACAGGAAAAGGAGGCCAGGUCGUUCUAUGUUAUUACUCUGAAUGGAGCAGGACUGCAUUACAGCACACAUUAUCUAUCUGUAAAGAUGUUUUCACGCACUACAAUGAAGAUGCACAGCAACUGAGACACAUUACUUGACUUGUAACUUGGAAAUCUACCAAUAUUUAUAACAUAUAUUAGAGUUACUGCAAAAGAACAAACAAGCAGAGGCAUAUUUGCAGUGUCAGGCUUUUGGUUUUACUUUAAAGCUACUAUGAUCUACAUGUUUAUAUUAACAAUGGAUCACAUGACUGUUUAUAUGCAAAGAAAAUGCUUGUAGUGACAGACCCACAGAUUAUUAUCACCUACUGUACCUCUAAAGUUCAGCGCUACUGAGCACUUUAGCACCUUUUAGCUUGUUUUGGUUUCACUGCCCUCAACUCACUGGUUCACUCACAAUCAUGCCAUUUCCAAACAGAUACAAUAGGAUAGAAAAUAUUUUUAUUUUCCACAAUAGAUGGAAAUUUGACAUUUAAAAGCAGACAAAUAGUCAGUAAAACAAACAUACAAAGUCAUUACAAAAUGCUAAACACAUAAAAUCAGCUAAUUUUCUGUGGUUUAAAACUCAUCAGUCACAUUAUUGGCACUUGGGAUGAAAGACUUCUUAAGUACAUUUUUAGUUGCCAGAGGGACUCUAUAGCGCCUCCAGGAGCUCAAGAGCUCAAACUGCAGCAGGCAGCUGCUCUGAUAAACCCAUGGGCAUGUUACCAAACAGGCCUACCAGGCCAGGGGGCCCCUUAACCAGAGCCUCUGCGUGAAGUCGCUGUCAUUAACUUUGCAUGUCUUGUCGAACGGGUUAGUCAUCAUGUUAAUAACUGAGCCUCAAAGUCCUAAAAAAAAAAAGAAAAACUGAAGGAAUAGCCUAAAUAUUCACUUUGAAGAUGAUUCAGGAAGGAAACCAGCAUGAUACAUUUUAAGAGAGCGUUUCUAUUCCCUCAGUUUAACCACAGAAGUUAUGACACUAUGCAAUUUAGGCCAUUCAGUUCUGUGGGGAGAAACAGCAGCAUGUUGUACCUGCGCUAGGGGGGUAAGGGGGCCCAUGAUGUCAUAAUCCGCCUAUGGAUAAAUCAUCUGUACACUACCUGCUCAGCAUCACACUGCAGAGAGACAAGUGCAGACUCUUGUGAAACAGAGCUGAAAGGAGAAGAAAUACUGGACAGGUUGGGCGCAAACAUGAUUCUUAAUGUUGUAAACGCUGUAAGCUACAUUCAUUUUAUGAACUAAAUAAGGUGAUAAUCUGUUGGGGGUUUACAGCUGCUUCCAAGUGGCCAAAAAUCAGUUAGUGCAGGUUUAAAACCAUAAUGAGGAGCAGAUGUUUUGUAGCCACCACUACCUGCUCCUGAUUCUGGUUUUAAAGUAAAAGUAAAACUUGCAAAUAUGCCUUUGUGUAUUUUUGGAGUAACUCUACUCUUAUACUUGACUUGAGGUUUAGUAUAUAUGUUGUCCAAGCAGUAAGAGACGCGGUACAUAGUGUCCAUAGAUGUACUUUUACAGUUACAGUUGUCAUUUUCAUCAUUGCUGGAUUUCCACUUGUAAGCAGAUAAAGCACAUACUGUAGUGUAGCUGUUAGCAUAUUUUCCUCCCAUAAUGUGUAAGGUCACUGUAUUUAUCACUACAUAAUCUCCAAUAACAGCUGCUUUCAGCUGCCGAGCACUGUCUCCACUAUACUGUGCAAUAUUGUUUGAAGCAAAAACAUGAGGGAACGCUACACUAUGUUUAAAGCGACCUUUUAUGCAAAUGAAAAAAAAAAAAAAAAGCGAAUAAAGCUUUUUUGAAAAUUCUAAUCUGAAGCACUUUAAAUGACAUUAGUUGUUAAUGCUGAAUUAACAUUAAACUGGAUUUAGAAGCUGCUUGCUUUUUACAAAAAAACCUUUUGAUUUCUUUUAUUCUUUCUUCUUUGCCAGUGUGUCUCUGUUUGCAAAGGUAAUCAUAUUUUUCUAGGAAGCCAUGUGAGACAGCAAUAAAGGAGCGAACCAAAUUCUGACAAAGGUGUUUCAGCUUAUCUUCUGUUGGUGGCAAAUGGAGCUUUGUCACCGUUUACCGUCUUUCUUUCUAAUGUUAUUUCCAUCAGAACUGCUUGCAUGUUAGACCAAUAACUCCAGAUGUGUUUACCUUAAAAGCUUAGCUGCAGGUCAGCGGUGAAAUGUUAAACAUCAGAGCAGGAGAUGGUGCUGCGCCAUCAAUGAGAGGCCACAGGUGAAAUCCUUUGUCCUAUGGCGGGUAGUGCUGCUUUGACAGCCAACUCUGUUCAUUGAUUUGGAUCACAGACCCUCGCCAACGCUUACACCUACAAACAUAAAGCCGCUGACCUCAGUUCAAGAUGAAAGAGAAACCUCAUUCUCAGUUUCUUUUCCUUGUUUUCACCGUUGUGUUUCUGUGGAAAUAAAGUAUGAUUGUGAAGCUAA
Messenger RNA from Epinephelus moara (kelp grouper), 10435 nucleotides. It is a transcript of the gene ccser2a, whose product is annotated as coiled-coil serine-rich protein 2a. Gene Ontology annotation, molecular function: microtubule binding. The transcript has 10 exons. NCBI's taxonomy places the organism in Eukaryota, Metazoa, Chordata, Actinopteri, Perciformes, Serranidae. Bases 603 to 3728 code for a protein of 1041 amino acids. The record is from RefSeq and is a predicted model, not a curated record. Gene Ontology annotation, biological process: microtubule bundle formation. Gene Ontology annotation, cellular component: microtubule cytoskeleton.